AUGAUACAGGCACAUAUUAUCGUAAAGUUGCAAGAGAGUAUAAGAUACCACUUUCUGGGUGGAGCUUAGUGAGCGAUUAUAGAUAUAAUUUCAGCGUACCUUAUUAUGCAAAAUCACAACAUUGUCCACAUGCGUUUUAUGUUUACAUUGAUAACUUUCGCCUCAUAGAUAAUUUCGAACCACUUUACAAAAUCUAUCCAUCUUCUUUCUUUGCCCACGAUCGAGCACUGAUACUAAUGUGA
Funneliformis geosporum is the source of this 242-nucleotide messenger RNA. The record is from the annotation of a GenBank genome assembly. Lineage: Eukaryota; Fungi; Glomeromycota; Glomeromycetes; Glomerales; Glomeraceae.